GCUCGGGCGCGCUGUCACUUCCGUCUGGUUGGAGCCCGCGGACGAGGGAGGGUCUCCCGCUGUAGGGACUGCCAUGGCCCGGGUGCUUAGCAAGGACACGGCGGAUAUCGAGAGCAUCCUGGCCUUAAAUCCUCGAAAACAAACUCAUGCCACCCUGCGUUCAACUUCGGACAAGAAAUUAGACAAGAAACAUUGGAAAAGAAAUCCUGAUAAGAACUGCUUUAAUUGUGAAAAGCUGGAGAAUAAUUUUGAUGACAUCAAGCACACCACUCUUGGUGAGCGAGGAGCUCUCCGAGAAGCAGUGAGAUGUCUGAAAUGUGCAGAUGCCCCCUGUCAGAAGAGCUGUCCAACUAAUCUAGACAUUAAAUCUUUCAUCACAAGUAUUGCAAACAAGAAUUAUUAUGGAGCUGCCAAGAUCAUUUUUUCUGACAACCCACUUGGUCUGACUUGCGGAAUGGUGUGCCCAACCUCUGAUCUUUGUGUAGGUGGAUGCAACUUAUGUGCCACUGAAGAGGGACCGAUUAAUAUUGGUGGAUUGCAGCAAUUUGCUGCUGAGGUCUUCAAAGCAAUGAAUAUCCCACAGAUCAGAAAUCCUUCUCUGCCUCCCCCAGGAAGAAUGCCAGAAGCUUAUUCUGCCAAGAUUGCUCUUUUUGGUGCAGGGCCUGCAAGUAUAAGUUGUGCUUCUUUUCUGGCUCGAUUAGGAUACUCCGACAUCACCAUAUUUGAGAAACAAGAAUAUGUUGGUGGUUUAAGUGCCUCUGAAAUCCCUCAGUUCCGGCUGCCAUAUGAUGUAGUGAAUUUUGAGAUUGAGCUCAUGAAGGACCUCGGUGUGAAGAUAGUUUGUGGCAAAAGCCUUUGUGUGAAUGAAAUGACUCUUUGCACUCUGAAGGAAGCUGGUUACAAAGCUGCUUUCAUUGGAAUAGGUUUGCCAGAACCCAAUAAGGACCACAUCUUCGAAGGCCUGACACAGGACCAGGGAUUUUAUACUUCCAAAGACUUCUUGCCGCUUGUAGCAAAAGCCAGUAAAGCAGGAAUGUGCGCCUGUCACUCUCCAUUGCCGUCGAUACGGGGAGCCGUGAUUGUCCUCGGCGCUGGAGAUACUGCCUUUGACUGUGCCACGUCGGCUUUGCGCUGCGGAGCCCGCCGCGUGUUCGUCGUCUUCAGAAAAGGCUUUGUUAAUAUAAGAGCUGUCCCUGAGGAGAUGGAGCUUGCUAAAGAAGAAAAAUGUGAAUUUUUGCCUUUCCUUUCCCCACGGAAAGUGAUAGUAAAAGGUGGAAGAAUUGUUGCCAUGCAAUUUGUUCGGACAGAGCAAGAUGAAACUGGAAAAUGGCAUGAGGAUGAAGAUCAGAUAGUCCGUCUGAAAGCUGACGUGGUCAUCAGUGCCUUUGGUUCAGUUCUGAGCAAUCCUCAAGUAAAAGAAGCCUUGAGUCCUAUAAAAUUCAACAGAUGGGGUCUCCCUGAAGUUGAUCCAGAGACUAUGCAAACAAGUGAACCAUGGGUGUUUGCAGGUGGUGAUAUUGUUGGUGUGGCUAACACUACAGUGGAAUCGGUGAACGAUGGAAAGCAAGCUUCUUGGUACAUUCACAAAUACAUACAGUCUCAAUUUGGAGCUUCAGUUUCUGCCAAACCUGAGCUACCACUCUUUUAUACUCCUGUUGAUCUGGUGGACAUCAGUGUGGAAAUGGCUGGAUUGAAGUUUAUAAAUCCUUUUGGUCUUGCGAGUGCAACUCCAGCUACUAGCACAUCAAUGAUUCGAAGAGCUUUUGAAGCUGGAUGGGGUUUUGCCUUGACCAAAACUUUCUCUCUUGAUAAGGACAUUGUGACGAACGUUUCGCCCAGAAUCAUUCGGGGGACCACCUCUGGUCCUGUGUAUGGCCCUGGACAAAGCUCCUUCCUGAAUAUCGAGCUCAUCAGUGAAAAAACCGCUGCCUAUUGGUGUCAAAGUGUCGCUGAACUAAAGGCUGACUUCCCACACAAUAUUGUGAUCGCCAGCAUCAUGUGCAGUUACAACAAAAACGACUGGAUGGAACUCUCCAAAAAGGCUGAGGCUUCUGGAGCAGACGCCCUGGAGUUAAAUUUGUCCUGUCCCCAUGGCAUGGGAGAGAGAGGAAUGGGUCUGGCCUGUGGUCAGGAUCCAGAGCUGGUGCGGAACAUCUGUCGCUGGGUGAGGCAAGCUGUUCAGAUUCCUUUUUUUGCCAAGUUGACCCCAAAUGUCACUGAUAUUGUAAGCAUCGCAAGAGCUGCAAAGGAAGGUGGUGCAGAUGGUGUCACAGCCACCAACACAGUCUCGGGCCUGAUGGGACUAAAAGCUGAUGGCACACCCUGGCCAGCGGUGGGUACUGGAAAACGGACCACGUAUGGAGGAGUGUCAGGAACGGCAAUCAGACCUAUCGCUUUGAGAGCAGUGUCUGCCAUUGCUCGUGCUUUGCCUGGAUUCCCCAUUUUGGCCACUGGUGGAAUUGACUCGGCUGAAAGUGGUCUUCAGUUUCUCCACAGUGGUGCUUCAGUCCUCCAGGUGUGCAGUGCUGUUCAGAAUCAGGAUUUCACUGUGAUCGAAGACUACUGUACUGGCCUCAAAGCCCUGCUUUAUCUGAAAAGCAUUGAAGAACUGCAAGACUGGGAUGGACAGAGUCCAGCCACCGUGAGGCACCAAAAAGGGAAACCAGUUCUGCGCAUUCCUGAACUCGUGGGCAAGAAACUGCCAAGUUUUGGACCUUAUCUUGAACAGCGCAAGAAAAUCAUUGCUGAGAACAAGAUUAGACUGAAAGAACAAAGAGCAGAUUUGUCACCACUCGAGAAAAACUAUUUCAUCCCCCAAAAGCCUGUUCCAACCAUCAAGGAUGUCAUUGGAAAAGCACUGCAGUACCUCGGAACAUACGGUGAAUUGAGCAACACAGAACAAGUUGUGGCUCUGAUCGAUGACGAGAUGUGCAUCAAUUGUGGUAAAUGCUACAUGACCUGUAAUGACUCUGGCUACCAGGCUAUACAGUUUGAUCCAGAAACCCACCUGCCCACCGUCACUGACAACUGUACAGGCUGUACGCUGUGUCUCAGUGUCUGUCCUAUUAUCGACUGCAUCAAAAUGGUUUCCAGGACAACACCUUAUGAGCCAAAGAGAGGCUUACCCUUGGCCUUAAGUCCGGCGUGUUAAGGUGAUUUGUGAAACAGUUGCUGUGAACUCUAUGCUCAUCAAAUCAUGAUUGAUGUGUUCAUCUCUUAAAUAAAUAUAUGAUUUUCACUAAAUUUUUAAUUGCAAAAAAAACAUUUCAUACUAGUGACCAUUCAAUUUAUGGUAACAAAAUAGAAUCAUUCUUUUCUGAGGUUAGCUGUUAAAUAAUGGGGUAGCAGAUAAUUGGAUGUUCACCAUCAGUCAUGUAUUGUGAAAAAUUAGCUCUCCAUGGCAAUUAAUGAGACAAUUUCCAAAUUGUCCUUUGCUGUGCUACGUUUUUUAUUUCUAAUUGUAAACGAAAUUAAGUAUUUUGAAACAAAGUGUACUUUAACAUGCAAAAAAAAAAUCCACAUGGAAAUGUAACUAAACUUUACCUUUUAUUUUAAGGUUCUUUCUAAGAUGUAAUCAAUUCCAUAAACUGAAUAAAGUCCAAUAAUUAUUUACUCCGACAGGAGAAUAAAGCCUAAAAGACAAUCUUUAGGAUUUUAUUGAGGUGCCUUUGCUGAAACAUCCUCUUUUGAUGCUGGACCUUGAAAGUGAAAAUAUUUCCUUAGUAAAGACUCACAACUCAUUGCCAGUGACAGUUGUCAGACUUCCCACCAGUGGGCCACACUGACAUUCUUUAAAUAUUUCAAUGAUUUUCCAACCAAAUGAGAUGAUAGAAUGCAGUUCUGGCUAAAAACCACUCUUAUGCUGCACAUUCUGCUUUGAAUAAUCACCUUUGUGAUUAUAGUGAUUAAU
This is a messenger RNA of Ochotona curzoniae (black-lipped pika), 3910 nucleotides long. RefSeq names its product dihydropyrimidine dehydrogenase (gene DPYD). Lineage: Eukaryota; Metazoa; Chordata; Mammalia; Lagomorpha; Ochotonidae. Gene Ontology annotation, molecular function: iron-sulfur cluster binding; uracil binding; dihydropyrimidine dehydrogenase (NADP+) activity. Gene Ontology annotation, biological process: uracil catabolic process; thymine catabolic process. The record is from RefSeq and is a predicted model, not a curated record. The transcript is spliced from 23 exons. Bases 74 to 3151 code for a protein of 1025 amino acids. Gene Ontology annotation, cellular component: cytosol; cytoplasm.